Linum trigynum is the source of this 2212-nucleotide messenger RNA. The record is from the annotation of a GenBank genome assembly. NCBI's taxonomy places the organism in Eukaryota, Viridiplantae, Streptophyta, Magnoliopsida, Malpighiales, Linaceae.
AGUCUCCAUUUCUAUUCACUCUCUUCCUUCUCCUCAGUCCUAUUAUCUCAUUGCUCAUUCGGAAACAGAUUUUCUGUAGAAUCACACUUAGAGUUCUGAGACGACAAACCAAGCCAUGGCAGGCGGAGGGUUCGUCUCGUCGUCCGCGGGAGGGACGGAGUUCGAGGCUAAGAUCACUCCGAUCGUCAUCAUGUCUUGUAUCAUGGCCGCCACCGGCGGCCUCAUGUUCGGAUACGACGUCGGUGUCUCAGGGGGAGUGACGUCGAUGCCGGCGUUUCUGGAGAAGUUUUUCCCGGUGGUGGCGAGGAAGACGCAGGACCCCACGCUCAACAACAGCAACUACUGCAAGUACGACAACCAAGGCCUGCAGUUGUUCACGUCCUCGCUCUACCUGGCCGGCCUGACGGCGACUUUUUUCGCUUCCUACACCACCAGGACGCUGGGGAGGCGGCCGACGAUGUUGAUCGCCGGCUUGUUCUUUAUCGCCGGGGUGGUGCUCAACGCCGCCGCUCAGGACCUCGCCAUGCUCAUCGUCGGGCGGAUCCUGCUCGGAUGCGGCGUCGGAUUCGCUAAUCAGGCAGUCCCACUUUUCCUAUCAGAGAUAGCACCAACCCGAAUCCGUGGAGCGCUCAACAUACUCUUCCAGCUCAACGUCACCAUCGGCAUCCUCUUCGCCAACUUGAUCAACUACGGCACCGCCAAAAUCAAAGGCGGAUGGGGCUGGAGGCUUUCCCUCGGCCUCGCCGGCGUCCCCGCCGUCCUCCUCACCGUCGGCGCCCUCCUCGUAUCCGAAACGCCCAACAGCCUCAUCGAACGCGGCCGUUUGGACGAGGGCAAGGCCGUCCUCCGCAAAAUCAGGGGGACCGACAAGAUCGAGCCGGAGUUCCUCGAGCUCGUCGAGGCCAGCCGCAUCGCCAAGGAAGUCAAACACCCGUUUCGAAACCUCCUCAAGCGCAAGAACCGCCCCCCGCUCGUCAUCUCCAUCGCUCUGCAGAUCUUCCAGCAGUGCACGGGGAUCAACGCCAUCAUGUUCUACGCCCCAGUGCUCUUCAACACCGUUGGCUUCGGCAGCGACGCCUCCCUCUACUCCGCCGUGAUCACCGGAGCGGUCAACGUCCUCUCCACGGUCGUCUCGAUCUACUCCGUCGACAGGCUCGGCCGCCGCAAGCUCCUCCUCGAGGCCGGCGUCCAGAUGCUCCUCUCCCAGGUGGUGAUCGCCGUGGUGCUGGGGAUCAAAGUGACGGACCACUCCGACGACCUCGGGAAGGGGUUCGCCGUCCUGGUGGUGAUCAUGGUGUGCACGUUCGUGUCGGCGUUCGCGUGGUCGUGGGGUCCGUUGGGGUGGCUGAUCCCGAGCGAGACUUUCCCGCUUGAGACGAGGUCGGCGGGGCAGAGCGUCACCGUGUGCGUGAACCUGCUGUUCACUUUCGUGAUCGCGCAGGCGUUCCUUUCGAUGCUGUGCCACUUCAAGUUCGGGAUCUUCUUGUUCUUCUCCGGGUGGGUGGCGGUGAUGUCGGUAUUCGUGUUUUUCUUGGUGCCGGAGACGAAGAACGUGCCGAUCGAGGAGAUGACGGAGAAGGUUUGGGCGCAGCACUGGCUGUGGAAGAGGUUUGUGGAGGAGGAUAGUGACGUAGAGAUGGAGGGAAGAGUCGGGGUCAACGGGAAGGGGAAUGGUAGUAAUUAAUGGGGUUGACUAUUCUUCUUAGUUACGUUGCGUGUUUGUUUUAGACAAAGUGUGGGAGAGGGAAUAACUACAGUGGUAAAAAGGACUACGGUUAAAAUUUGUGAAGUGGGGGAAAGUCAUGAAAUGGUGUGAUAAAAAUAUGUUUGAUUUAUAAGGAGAUGGUAUUAUUGGUAAUAUUAAUAUAGGGUCUUGGAGGGAUAGGUGACUUGAGAGUGAGCUGAUGAUCAUCAUGUGUAAUUUAUUUGAUGGCGAAAAGGUAUAUCGAAACUAUUGACUUAUGUGCUCUUAAUUUUUCUUCUGUUUUAUAUGGAUUUAAAGCCAGCCUUAGUUUAUUAUAAUUGAGGUAACGUUUAUGUCAUAUUGAUUCUUAGGUGUAGAGUGAACUUCUACUCCUACAACUUGUUUUGUGUGAUCGCAUUAAGUAGUAGUAAUUUGAAGUGCUGAAUGUUUAAUGGGAAUGAUAUAGAUAUUAACAUUUAUUUCGUUUACAUUUUCAAAUAAUUUUAUCAAUAAAUUGUUAGUUUAGUG